Stylophora pistillata is the source of this 2069-nucleotide messenger RNA. RefSeq lists its product as uncharacterized. The record is from RefSeq and is a predicted model, not a curated record. Lineage: Eukaryota; Metazoa; Cnidaria; Anthozoa; Scleractinia; Pocilloporidae. Gene Ontology annotation, cellular component: nucleus. Gene Ontology annotation, biological process: mRNA splicing, via spliceosome. Gene Ontology annotation, molecular function: RNA lariat debranching enzyme activity.
CGGGCUCGUGUGUUUUAGGAUUGGAGCUCGUGGCCUUGAGGAAAUUUCUGCGUCAAACAUCCCUUAAAAUGAAGAUCGCUGUUGAGGGUUGCUGUCAUGGAGAAUUGGACAAGAUUUACGAAACCCUUGCGCACCUAGAAAAGAAGGAGGACGUCAAAGUUGACCUGCUGUUGUGUUGUGGUGAUUUUCAAGCUGUUCGUAAUGAAGGUGAUCUCUCUUGUAUGGCAGUCCCUCCAAAAUACCGCCACAUGGAAACAUUUUAUAAGUAUUAUUCUGGAGAGAAGAAGGCCCCUGUACUAACAAUCUUCAUUGGAGGGAAUCACGAGGCUGCCAAUCAUCUGUGGGAACUACCUUACGGAGGGUGGGUAGCCCCAAAUAUCUACUAUCUGGGGUAUGCUGGGGUUGUCAACUUUGGUGGGAUGAGAAUUGGUGGUCUUUCUGGCAUUUACAAAAGUCAUGAUUACAAAAAGGGACACUUUGAGAGGCCACCAUACAAUGAUUCCACUGUUCGCAGUGCAUAUCAUAUUAGGAGUUUCGAUGUCUUCAUGUUGAAACUUAUUUCACAGCCCAUUGAUAUUUUCAUGUCUCAUGACUGGCCUUUGGGAGUUUAUCACCAUGGAAACCUUCAGGAGUUAUACAGGUUUAAGGGCUUUCUUAGACCCGAGAUUGAGAGCAACACAUUGGGAAGCCCUCCAGCAGCAGAGUUACUGACUUCACUGAAGCCAACUUACUGGUUUGCUGCACACCUGCACACAAAGUUUCCAGCCCUAGUACCACAUGAAUCGAAAGAAGGACUCAAGUUCACCAAGUUUCUUGCCCUGGAUAAAUGUCUUCCAAGACGGGAGUUUCUGCAGGUGAUUGAUAUUGGUCCUUCGCAAGCACCCCUAGAGCUGACUUAUGAUCCUGAAUGGCUCGCAAUAACUAAACUUACAAGUUCCCUCAACAAUUCAACACCAAGGAUAACAUUUAUACCAACUGCAGAACAAAUGUUACAGUACAAACCUGAUGGUCAGAUGGUUGAUGAAGUUGUUAAGAUGUUUGGAAGCCCACUUAAGAUUCCAGACAAUUUUGAGAUAACUACCUCUGCAUACGACCCUGAAAAACCAAAGAAGAUUUACAUGGCUCAAGUAUUGCCUGUAAUGAACCCUCAAACUGAGAAAUUUUGUGCAAAACUUGGAAUUAACAAUCCCUGCUGUUCUGAGAAGUCUGUUACUCCUUGCCCCAAUCCUGAAGAAAUAGACAUAAGGGAUGGAGAUGAAAAUAACUCUACAUUUCUUAGUAAUCCUGAUGAAAUUAUUGUUGAUGAUGAGGAAGAUGAUGAUGUUGAUGCAACUGAAGCAGAACCUAGCAUUGAUUCAUCAGUUGACAGUGUUAUUCCAACUCCUGAUGUGAAUAAACGAAAUCAAAACAGGUCUCUUUUAAAACUUCCAAAGCCUGUGAAUACUUUUACUAAAAGUGCUAAACACAAUGUAAUAUGUGAAGAUGACUUUUCUCACACAGAGGGUAGAAAUUCUGAGCUUGAGGAGGUAACCCAUGAAAGCUUAGGUUUAGAACCUCAAAAGAAGGUUUUGAAAAUUAUGAGGAGAAAUCAGACAUUCUAUGCUUCAAAUGACAAUGACGAAGACAGUGAUGCUUGAUUUUGAUGCAGAGAAAUUAUCAUUAUUGUUAUUUCAAAGUGUGAUUUUUUAAACUGCAAUCAUUAAAACUGCCCUUUUCUUUCUCUUGGCUACUUUUGAACUGUAACCUUCAUGGACUUAUUAAAUACAGUAACUACUAAAAUGAAAUGAUGUUCUAGAUCAUUCUCAGAAUAUAGGAACUUCUGUCAAAGUAUUUUGUGAGUUGUAACUAUAUUUGAAAAUGUCAUACAAUAAUGAAGAAACAGGAGUGUUAAUAAAUUUAACCACAACGCUGUAAAAGGAUCUCUACUUAGUCAGGAGACAGGGGUAAAAUCUCUCUUUUAUCCACAUCCUGCUCUUCAGUUUCCUUUACCUUUACGUCCCAUCAUUUUUCACCAGACACGGCAGAUUCACAAGAAAUCAAUUUUCACAAUUAAGUAUUCACUAUUUCCC